Molecule: messenger RNA, 1217 nt
Organism: Rosa chinensis
Lineage: Eukaryota; Viridiplantae; Streptophyta; Magnoliopsida; Rosales; Rosaceae
Product: phosphomethylpyrimidine synthase, chloroplastic
Biological process (GO): thiamine biosynthetic process
Molecular function (GO): iron-sulfur cluster binding
Source: RefSeq, a predicted model, not a curated record
UCUGAAAUUUCUGAAAUGUUGUAUUGUGCCACCCGCGAGAAGCUGGAUCCAGAGUUUGUGAGAUCAGAAGUGGCUCGUGGGAGGGCAAUUAUCCCUUCCAAUAAGAAGCACUUGGAGCUGGAGCCAAUGAUCGUUGGGAGAAAGUUUCUGGUCAAAGUUAAUGCAAACAUAGGAAACUCUGCUGUUGCCAGCUCUAUUGAAGAGGAAGUUUAUAAGGUCCAGUGGGCAGCUAUGUGGGGUGCUGACACUGUUAUGGACCUCUCUACAGGUCGCCAUAUCCAUGAGACCCGUGAGUGGAUCCUACGUAACUCUGCUGUACCAGUAGGGACUGUACCCAUCUAUCAAGCACUUGAAAAGGUGGAUGGAAUUGCAGAAAAUCUUAACUGGGAAGUGUUCAGACAAACUCUGAUUGAACAAGCUAAGCAGGGUGUAGAUUACUUCACCAUCCAUGCUGGGGUUCUACUACGGUACAUCCCACUAACAGCAAAGCGUAUGACAGGAAUUGUCUCUCGAGGAGGAUCCAUUCAUGCAAAGUGGUGCUUAGCUAAUCAUAAAGAGAAUUUUGCUUAUGAGCACUGGGAUGACAUACUUGACAUCUGUAAUCAAUAUGAUGUUGCCCUGUCAAUAGCUGAUGGCUUGAGACCGGGUUCGAUUUAUGAUGCCAAUGAUACUGCACAGUUUGCCGAGCUAUUAACUCAGGGAGAACUGACCCGCAGGGCAUGGGAAAAGGAUGUACAGGUAAUGAAUGAAGGACCUGGACAUGUUCCAAUGCACAAGAUUCCUGAGAACAGGGCAAAACAGCUGGACUGGUGUAAUCAUGAAGCGUCUUUCUACACUCUCGGUCCUUUGACAACUGAUGUUGCUCCUGGAUAUCUAGAUCAUAUGACUGCCAUGUCCUUCCAUGAUGAAACCUUGGCAGAAGGUGCCAAGGUGGCCCAUUUUUGCUCAAUGUGUGGGCCAAAGUUCUGUUCUAUGAAGAUAACAGAGGAUGUCAGGAAGUAUGCUGAGGAGCACGGUUAUGGAACUGCCGAGGAAGCUGUGAAGCGUGGUAUGGAUGCCAUGAGUGCUGAGUUUCUUGCUGCCAAGAAAACUGUCAGUGGAGAACAACAUGGUGAAAUUGGUGGAGAAAUUUACUUGCCAGAAAGUUAUGUAAAAUCCUCUGAGAGGUGAAGGAUCAAGUGAAUAACCAGAACCAGUUUGACAACCCUGGAGGCUUU